This is a messenger RNA of Yarrowia lipolytica CLIB122, 1677 nucleotides long. RefSeq lists its product as uncharacterized. Gene Ontology annotation, biological process: endoplasmic reticulum unfolded protein response; retrograde protein transport, ER to cytosol. The record is from RefSeq and is a predicted model, not a curated record. Lineage: Eukaryota; Fungi; Ascomycota; Dipodascomycetes; Dipodascales. Gene Ontology annotation, cellular component: endoplasmic reticulum lumen.
AUGUUGUUAAAGUCCCUGGCAUUGAUAGCAAGCUCGUCGCUCGCAGCAACCUUCAACAUAGGAGACGAUCUCUUUGCCGACCCACAAUUCACAGUACAGUUCCACAACCGACCAUUGCGACAAGCAGAUGUCCAGAACGGCCUGCUACCGCAUCGAGAUCCGGUAUAUGGCCAUCCCCUGGGGUACGAGAUGAUGCAAUUCAACGGCACAAACCACAUCUGCGGUAUUCCGGAAGUCACGACCACGAAGAGCUCAAAAUCACGAGAGGAGGGAGAACUGUCGCCAACAGAGGCCCGAGACAGAGCUUUGGAGCUCAUGUUGCCUCUUCUGGGUGACUGUCUCUUCUACGAACAGGGAUUCUUCUCGUAUCGUUUCUGUUACGGCUCGGGAGUCGUUCAGUAUCGAAGACAUGGAGACAAUUACUUCCCUCGAAUCUAUCCUCCUCCUCAGGCAGACGAUUCGCCCACGUUCGUGCUCGGUAGCUUCGAGAAGGACGAUACGACCAACACGGUCACCAGUGCCGGAGGAAUCCCCUUUCUGGCCCAUAGACUCCGUUCGGGAACCCAUUGUCCUCUGACCGGCGCCAACCGAGAAAUCGAGGUUCAGUUUGUAUGUGACAAAAACGUCCAGCAUGACCAUAUACUGUGGAUCAAGGAGAAGCGAACGUGCAACUACGUCAUGCAGGUCGGCACCCCGCGCCUCUGUAAAGACAUGAGGUUUCAGCCUCCUCCAGAUGAGUCUUUGCCCAUCAUGUGCUACAGCGUCGAGUCUGAGGCCCCCGAGUUUGAGACCAUUGACGGCAUGUUUGACGGCGUUGCUCACGUGAAGGAGGAGCAGGAGGCUGUCUCGGCUCGUGCCCACCAGUUUGUCGGAUCCAAUGUCAACAAGGACAAGAUUGACGAGAUUGAGGUUGCAUGGAGAUUCACCAAAGCUCGAGCUCUCAACUACAUUGGAGUCUGGCUCGGCGACUGCGUCAAUAGACAGACACUGUUCAAGGAGCUUGGCAUUGCCACUCCUUCUCAUGAUGCUCCUUUCAUCAUCCAGACCAGAUCCAUGUUUGUUCCUGCUCCCAUCAACCGCCACUUUGAGGUGCGUCUCAUGAUCACUCGUCAGCAGCUGCUGCUCAGCAUUAACGAUGAUGAUGUGACUCUCGAAGAGAAGUAUGCAUGGUGGCAGGAACAGGGCGACAUGUCAAACCUGGAGAUCCAGGGUCUUACUAUGUUAGAUGACGCUGGGAUCGAGGAUGUCCUUGCCAGAGCUACUGAUGAAGUUAUGAAGCAGCUUAACAAGGAGGCCAAGCAGUCCAAGAAGCUGGCCAAGAAGAAGGAAGCUGCCUCGACUAAGAGGGAAGAGGCCAAAAAGCAAGUGGAGGCCUCGGUGGAGGAAAAAGCUGUGGACUCAGCUGAAGAUGAUGGAACUGACACUGUCACUUCAACACAGACCUUCUUCCGGACUCAAACACUCUCCACAGCUGAGGCAGAAUCUAAACAGAUGCCAGAUAAGGCCGAGGAGGACGAAGAUGAAGAUCUGAUUGUCACCAUGUACUUUGAGGAUGGCGAGUUCAAGAUUGAGGGUUUCGAGGUUGCCGACUUUGAGGGCGUCAAGUCUGCCAUGAAGGAUCUCGCAGAUAAAGAAGAUGACGAUGACGAUUACGAAGACUAUGGUCUGAGCGACUAG